GUUUAUUAAAUUCCAGCCGUGUCGCUGUAAUUUGCCGUACAUGACGCUUCAAAUGAUCAAGGUGGGUCUCAACAUUGAAGAGAUCGCCAUCAUCUACUCGGUCCUGCCAUUCGUCACUUCCGUCAUGCCUCCAAUAGCUGGUAUGCUGGCGGACAGGUUUCACUGCUACAAGUUUAUCUUGAUCGUCAUCGUCGCUUCGGUGGCCGUUUUCCACACGUCCCUGCUGCACAUCGACGCUCGCAUUUCGGCCGAGGUCCAGCAGUCGUCGGGAUCGGAUUUCGAAACUCCCGCCGAAAUCUUCUGCAGCCGCUUGGGCGCCGUCCUGCGCUUCGAGAACUAUACUCGUGCGACGCCAGCAGCAGCAGCAAUCACCGGGAAAUGUGGACGGUCGACUGGACGCCGUCGCAGUGCCGGCCGAUGGAUUGCCAUGGAGUGCCGGCCCGGAUGCAGCUCUGCCUCUCGGACGGCAACUGCACGCAAAUCGCGACCGGAUCGACGUCCGUGCUGGAAAUGGACGCCUUGCUCGAGGUGCUGAACGUGACGCCCUGAUGGACGGGCGGAGAGAAUAACGACGUCGGCAACUGCACCGCCCAAAUCGUCAGCGCUCAAACGGACCAGACUCGAAUUCCGGCCUCGCUCCUUUGCAACUGCCCGAUCCGCUGUCCGGCCGUCGCGGCACCGAUCUCAUCCGAGCUGGACAACAAUUCCAGUCUCAGCAGUAGCGCCGACUUGUUGUCUGUCGAGCAGCAAAAGGAAUUGGAUCGACUCAAACACAAUCGAGGAUUCUGGCUCUAUUUCAUCCUUCGGAUCAUCGCUUCCGGUUCUCUAACAACCUCUUUCUCCAUGUUUGUUUAAUUUUUAGGGUUUUCAUCCGCAAUUGAUUUUUAAAACUUAAUCAGCGAUUAUUUUUUUGGUGGGGUUUAAUUGAAGGUUGGAUGCAACUGCCAUUAAAAUGGUCAAGAAACAUCACGGCGAUUUGGGCAAACAGCGUCUCUUUGGCGUCAUUGGCCAAGCCAUUUGCGAAUGUAUAAUGUUUAAGAAAUGUCUUAGUUACAUUAUUAAACAUUUAUUUGAAACAUUUGUGCUGAUCAGGCCGUUCUCGCUGGAAUAAUACUCGACUGGACGGUCGUCGGAAAAGGUUACCCCGACUACUCGAUCACCUGCUAUUUGGCCGACGGCAUGUUCGUCGUGGUGGUUCUACUGAUGAGCCAAUUGGACGUCGGCGUCGAGGAGCACAGCGAGGCCACCAAACUUUUGACGAGCAUCUCGAAACUGAUCCGGCUGAUCGACGUCGACAUCUUCAUGAUCAUGAUGCUGCUGCUAGGCACCUGUUGGGGAUUCCUCGUGUCCUUUCUCUUCGUUUACCUGACCUAACUGGAGGCCAGCAGUUAAAGUCGAAAAGUCUUCUUUAUCUAUGUUUACGUGGCCAAUCGGUUUUUCACAAUUUCAGCGAACUGGCAACUUCGGACGUUAGCCAACUCUAUAGUAUUAUGCAACACUGUGAUUCUUGUUGCAGACGACUAUUUUUACCAGACGAUUUGAAAAUCCUGAUCAUUAGUUGUUUUACAAUGUAUUCGCGAAAAGAAAAACUCAUUAAACAACUUACAGCACUAGUGACUGUAACUUUAGGUGGAACCGCAACUUUUGCAAGUCUUUGUAUUUGGAAUGGCAACGAGAGCUUUUUUUCCGAUUAUGUAAUGCCCUUCACUCGUCGUCUUGAUCCAGAGACAUCUCAUAAACUUGCCGUGUUUGCCAUGAAACAUUGUCUCAUUAAAAAGCAAGUGAAACCUGAUCCAGAAUCUAUAGCCACCAGGUUGUGGGGGAUGAAUUUUUCAAACCCUAUUGGAUUGGCUGCAGGGUUUGACAAACAAGCAGAAGCUAUGCAAGGGUUACACAGAACAGGGUUUGGAUUUGUUGAGAUUGGUUCUGUUACCCCAGAGCCUCAAGAUGGAAAUAAAAAACCUAGAGUAUUUCGACUUGAUGAAGACAAAGCGAUCAUAAACAGAUAUGGAUUCAACUCUGAAGGCCAUGAAGCAGUAUACAGUAGAGUGAAGAUGGAAGGAGAAAAGCCAGAAAGAGCUGUUAUAGGAGUUAAUUUAGGAAAGAACAAACUAUCCGCUAUGGAAGAUGUAGGAGAUUACGUCGAUGGAGUGAAAAAAUUUGGUGCCAUUGCUGAUUAUCUAGUCAUCAACGUAUCCAGCCCUAAUACUGCGGGGCUGAGGGGACUCCAGCAAAAAAACGAGCUAGAGAAUCUCAUUUCCUGUGUUUUGGAAGCUAGAAACAAUCUUGGUGUUACUAAACUGCCUCCACUUCUGCUCAAAAUUGCGCCAGAUCUCAAUGAAGAGGAAAGAAAAGAUAUUGCCAACGUCAUUUUGAAGGAGCAUUGUCGUGUAGAUGGUAUUAUCGUGUGUAACACUACCACCAGUCGACCAUCUGAUCUAAAGAGCGAAUUCAAAGAUCAAACUGGUGGCCUGAGUGGUCAACCAUUAAAGGACAUUUCCACUCGCUGUAUCGGAGAUUUCUAUCGUCUGACAGGCGGCCAAAUUCCUAUUAUUGGUGUCGGUGGUGUUGCUACCGGCCAGGAUGCUUUCGAAAAGAUUCUGGCUGGCGCCAGUCUUGUCCAAUUAUACACUUCCUUUGCUUUUCAAGGUCCACCUAUCGUCAGGCGAAUCAAACGCGAAUUGGAUGACAUUUUAAGAUCGAAAGGAUACAAAAAUAUCUCGGAAGCCAUUGGAAAAUCUGCGUUGAGUAGUUAAAAUUUUAAACACACCAGCUAUAUACAUUUAAGUAUGUUCUAUUGAUUAUGUUUACCGUCAAUACAUGCCAGAAUUUUAUUGCAUA
Molecule: messenger RNA, 2841 nt
Organism: Daphnia pulex (common water flea)
Lineage: Eukaryota; Metazoa; Arthropoda; Branchiopoda; Diplostraca; Daphniidae
Gene: Dhod
Product: dihydroorotate dehydrogenase (quinone), mitochondrial-like
Exons: 8
Coding region: 1491-2756 (421 amino acids)
Biological process (GO): 'de novo' pyrimidine nucleobase biosynthetic process; pyrimidine ribonucleotide biosynthetic process
Cellular component (GO): cytoplasm; mitochondrial inner membrane
Molecular function (GO): dihydroorotate dehydrogenase activity
Source: RefSeq, a predicted model, not a curated record